AUGCAAUGUGAUUCCGAUGAAGAAUGGACUCAACCAUUUUUAGAUGAAGAAGAUCCACUCCCAAACCAAAUUUGCCCAUAUGCAACAUCAUCAGAAAUAUCAAUUAAAAGUAUGUUAGAAAUAUCAUCAAUAGAUAGUGAUGACGUUGUAUUAGAUUUAGGUUGUGGAGACGGUAGAAUUGUAAUAUACGCAGCAAAACACUAUGGAAUCAGAGGUAUUGGAUUAGAUAUUAACCCAGAAUUAAUUAAAUCUGCAAAUGAAAAUGCAAAAAAAGAAGGUGUUGACCAUUUAGUUUUAUUUAAAGUACAAGAUUUUGCAAAUGAAUCAUUUGAUUUUAAAUUAAGUUCAAUUGGAUUAUAUAAUAAUAAUAAUAAUAAUGAUAAUAAUAAUAAAUUAAUUUAUCCAACCAUUUUAACAUGUUAUUUAAUACCAAGAGCAUUAAAAGUAAUUGAAUCAAAAGUAAAGAAAUUAAUUAGAGACAAUGAUAGUGAAUCAACAAAUCAUAAAUCAAUUAGAAUUGCAACUAUAGUUUAUCCAUUUGAAAGAUGGCAACAUAUCAAUGAUGAUAAUUCUUUAAAAAUAUUUUUAUAUACAAAAGAUUCAAUUGAUAUUAUUCCAAAAUCAUUAGAUUCUUCGAAUCCAAUAUUCAUUUAA
Dictyostelium discoideum AX4 is the source of this 654-nucleotide messenger RNA. RefSeq lists its product as hypothetical. NCBI's taxonomy places the organism in Eukaryota, Evosea, Eumycetozoa, Dictyosteliales, Dictyosteliaceae. The coding region runs from base 1 to 654 and encodes 217 amino acids. The transcript is spliced from 2 exons. The record is from RefSeq and is a predicted model, not a curated record. Gene Ontology annotation, molecular function: protein-lysine N-methyltransferase activity.